Messenger RNA from Nomascus leucogenys (northern white-cheeked gibbon), 2256 nucleotides. Its product is annotated as basic proline-rich protein. NCBI's taxonomy places the organism in Eukaryota, Metazoa, Chordata, Mammalia, Primates, Hylobatidae. The record is from RefSeq and is a predicted model, not a curated record. The transcript has a single exon.
UCCAUGUGGACACAGACCACAGAUGUGGGCACACGAAUCCAUCCACCUGUCCACGUGCACACGUGAAUGUAGCGAUAGAUAUUUGGACAUCAAAUUUGGACACUAGGUCACAGAGAAACACAAACACCACCCAGGAACAUGCAGACAUAUGCCCAUAGCAUCCCAUAGGCCCAGGCAGGAGGUCCCACCUCAGACCCCGCCCCAGACGCUCCCUCACCCUCUUGGCCCCCUCGCCCUGGCCCCCAGGUUCUCUGCAGAGAUCUCUCCUGGACCCCCAGUGGUCUCCUUGGCGCCCACGAACACAGGCGUGCACACGCAGCGCACAUGCAUUGAGACACACGAUACCUCGUUCCACCUUGGCGUCACGGUGGGCUGGAGGCAGCCCCCCCCACAACACUUGAGGCCAAAGGACACCCCUGUCCCCGGGGCUCAGCCUCCCCCUGGGCCGAGGCCUUGGCCCACGCAGCUGAGGGAGAGGCCCAGCCCUGAGCCUCCCCCACCAGGACUGGGCCUCCCCAGCAGCAAGACCCCGGCACUCCCCGACAGGCCCAGGGUGGGGUGAAUGGGCCCAAGGGCCCAGCCCCACACUCCUUUCCCGUCCACUUGUCACCUACCUAUCCCCUUUCGGUUUGUUGGGUUUUUCGUCUUUCCAGAUUGCAGUGGACACAGCCCCCGAUCUCGAGCCCCGGCCCCCGGCUUCUGUCUGGACAUUACAUCGCCCUAGUUUUCUUUCUUUACAAAAAAAAAAAAAAAAAAAAUUCCAACAGAAGCCACAGGCCGGAGCCCCUGGGAGCCCUCGCGCCGCUCCCCACCCCACUCAGCGGCCCCAUCGGAACUGAGAAUUGCAAAACCCCGACUUCAGCUAUAGUUAAGUUGCCUUCCCCCAGUGUCCCCACGUUUGGUGUCUGGCUAUGGCGCCCCCAUCUGACUGUCCAGCUCUCUCUCCCCCACCCCUCCCGGUGUUGUUAUUAAACGUCUGUGGAGCUUCUGCUGCAAGGAACAAAAAAGAAAAAAAAUCAAAAAAGCGACAAAAAAACACAAACAGAAGAGGAAAAAAAAAGCAACAAAAAAAGAAAACACACAGAAGAGAUUUAAAAAAAAAAGGAAAAAAAAAAAGACAUAAACUGGCACCAGUUAACUUUCUUGUACUUUUUUGCUGAAUUUAGCUUCUUGUAGUUUUAACUUAUUGCUAUGUUAACUAUUUAUUCUCCUCGUUGCCCUGUAAGGACAUCCGUGUAUAUUUCUGUUACUUCAUCCAGUUUGCAAGUUAAAGGAACGACAAAUGUUCUCUUUGUUUCUUUAAGUUUUGCCGAGACAUGGUUAUGCCUAAUUUAUUUAUAAAAGGGGAAGUGGAAUCAUUAAAGUAAUAAUAAUUAUUAAUAACAGUAAUGGUAGCCGAGUGGCACGCGGGGGUGUGUGCUCUGCGGGGCAGUCCCCACGGCCAGCGACGUCCAGGUCAUCAGUGGGAUUCUUUUUGCUCUUGUCUUGAGAAUUUUUCAGUCCUAUUUAGCUGGUGAAAUCCCUAGCUUGUUCUUGAUACACGAACCUAUUUAUUCUUGUGGUUUUAAGUCCUCCCUGCCCUCUCCCCUCUCCCCUGCAGCAGGGCAGGGACCCCUCUCCCCUGCUGUCUCUUGGGGCUCUCUCCCCUCCGCCCUCUGCAUUCGGGAACACGCACAUCCGCGUGGGAAGCUUGCAGCAGGGCGUCCGAGCAAUAAGGGCUGGGUUUGUCCCCCACCCUGGGGGGGGCCAGGCUCCAGACAGGGGGCACCUCCCCACACCCCCCAACCGAGGCCUAGGCCCCUGCCACCCCCAAGACUGGGAGGGGACUUUUUCUAAAACCCAAAACUCAGCCCAGCCAGGCCCCCUCCCUGGAGGCCAGCCCCUCCCCGCAGGGGGCCAGGCCAGGGCUCCCAGGGGAGGGGGACUAGGGUCUUCCACGUUCCUGGGGGGCAGGGGCCAGGCCAGGGGGGAGGGGGCUCAGCCCCUCCACCCCUCCCUUCAUCCUGUUAUUUAUUCGGAAGGUUUCAAAUCACGACAGAGUCCAUGUUGGAGGUGAUAAAAAACUGUAAAAAAAAAAAAAAAAAAACACAAAACAAAAGACAAAAAAAAAAAAAAAAACCCAACAAGAACACUUCGCGUUGCGUUUAGACUAUUUAUUACCGGGAUCACAGGCCUGGCCGCGGUAACAGACUUUUACAUGGAAUUGUUUAAUUAUUUGUACUUUUCAUGCCAGAAAAUAAAAGUUCAGAAUCUUAA